CGGAUCUGAAGUCAAUAUCGCGUUAUUUUGGCCUAAUUCAACGUUUCUACUUCGGAAUGGAAAGCUGAUCCUAUAUAUUUUUGCCUACGAGAAACGCCAUUGAUCCUUCAUUACGUGGUCUGGUGGCAACAGCUGUAAAUCCUACCAGCUCUAAUGUCCCUGCUAGAAUCAUGAAAAUGCAUUACACAAUUGAAUUAAGGUAGUGAAAAAUAAAGUUAAAGAAAAAAAAAAUGCUUUCUCGUUUAUUGAAGGAGCAUCAUGCAAAGCAAAACGAGAGAAAAGAACUCCAAGAGAGACGCAGACGAGAGGCAAUUGCAGCUGCCACCUGUCUAACAGAAGCCUUGGUAGAUCACCUUAAUGUUGGGGUGGCCCAGGCGUACGUGAACCAGAGGAAGCUGGACCACGAGGUGAAGACGCUACAGGUGCAGGCCGGCCAGUUCUCCAAGCAGACCGCUCAGUGGAUCAGUAUGGUGGAAGGCUUUAACCAAGCCCUGAAGGAAAUCGGUGAUGUGGAGAACUGGGCUCGCAGCAUUGAGGUGGACAUGAGAACCAUCGCCACAGCUCUGGAGUACGUACACAAGGGUCAGCUCACAUCAGCCUCUUCAUAGAUACGCUGAACCAAAACCUGGAACUGAUAGCCUGCUGCUAGCUUCAGUAGCCUGAUAGCCUGCUGCUAGCUUCAGUAGCCUGAUAGCCUGCUGCUAGCUUCAGUAGCCUGAUAGCCUGCUGCUAGCUUCAGUAGCCUGAUAGCCUGCUGCUAGCUUCAGUAGCCUG
Oncorhynchus tshawytscha (Chinook salmon) is the source of this 774-nucleotide messenger RNA. Its product is annotated as biogenesis of lysosome-related organelles complex 1 subunit 1. Lineage: Eukaryota; Metazoa; Chordata; Actinopteri; Salmoniformes; Salmonidae. Bases 231 to 608 code for a protein of 125 amino acids. Gene Ontology annotation, biological process: endosomal transport. The transcript has 4 exons. The record is from RefSeq and is a predicted model, not a curated record. Gene Ontology annotation, cellular component: BLOC-1 complex.